Molecule: messenger RNA, 2521 nt
Organism: Nelumbo nucifera (sacred lotus)
Lineage: Eukaryota; Viridiplantae; Streptophyta; Magnoliopsida; Proteales; Nelumbonaceae
Source: RefSeq, a predicted model, not a curated record
GUAAAAGCCCGGCCCGGCCCGGCCCAUGAACAGGUCUAGACGCUGGUUGUCUCCAAAGAGCUACCUUGGCUACUCCUUGUAAAGCCAUCCAAGGUUGGCUUCCUGCUUUCCUCAAUCACAUCAGGUGUGACUUGGUUUUGGGUCUUAAGAUCAGGUUUUGGUUAGAUAUUUGGAUUGGGUAAUCCCCUUUGGUGGAGAUCAUCCCCUCACUUUAUGCUUUGUCCAUCUUCAAACUCAAAGGCAGGGCAAUGACUGAGUUCAUUUGGUCCUCUUCCUCUCCUUCUGAGUUAAGUUGGAACUUGGAUUUUGUUAGGAAUCUUAGAGAGUCUGAAAUUCCCCUUGUUACCAGUUUGCUCCUUUUAUUGAAUCUAGUGGUUCUUGGGGUCGGGGGCAAGGACAACAAGGUUUGGAUCCUUGAGUCUUUUAGGACUUUCACUUGUAAAUCCUUCUUUUACUCCAUUGUAGCUUCCUCUCCUUCACCUUCCUCUUUCCCUGUUAAGGAAAUUUGGUGUUCUCCCAUCCCUCCUAGAGUCGGUGCUUUCUGUUGGGAAGUGUACCAUGGUUGUAUUAAUACUUAUGAUAAGCUUCAAAGGAAGAGGCCAAAUUGGUGCUUGUCCCCCAAUGGUGCAGCUUGUGUAAGCUUAAUGGUGCUGGUGCUCACAGUUGAGUUGAUAUACCUUUCUGCAAGGAUUGAACUUUUUUUUUGGAAGGGUGUCUUUGGACUGCCAUCUCAUCAUUACAAAUCCUCUUGAAUGUGGAGCCAUUGUUUAAGGCUGGUUCUUCAGGCUUUACUUUUCAUGAAAUGUUUGACAGUAACAUUCUCAGUUUUUGACUGUUUUGCCAGUGGUUGUCCCUGUUUUUUACUGGUGGUUGUCCACCAUAUAAGGAAAAUCCAGAAAAGAAAAGAUAAAGAGAAAGGACGAUGCAGUUGUUAUGUCUCUAAAUGCCAUAUUUUACACUUCAAUCAAGAAAUGCUUAUGCUCAAUUUUUGGCAAGUCAUGAAUGUGAGGAUGGGUUGGUUAAGCACAGGUCCCUUCCGCUAGUUUCUUUCUUUAAUCCAAGAGGGCGAUUUGCAGUUUGAGAAAUGGCCCCAGCUCUCUCGGUUUGUGCAAUUUGGGAAGAAAUUGAACGCUCAGAGAGCUAUCUUGUAUGUUCUAUGUUUGAGGAGGCAGCAUCCACAUCAUCUUCUGUUCUGAAGUGUCUCUAUGAUACUGAUUUCACUGAUUCAAUUGAAGAGUUCCAAUUGGAUGACGUGGUUGAAUCAGCUGGUAUGGUGUUGGUUCAGUCCCUCAAAGAAUUGGGGAGGACAUCGGAAAUGCUGAAGGAGCUUAAAUUGUUUUUCAGUUCAGUGGCAGCUAUACCCGUUCAAGUUGUUCUGACUGGGGCCUGCUUCCAGAUAUCAGAGGGUUCUGUUUCUGGACUCAAGGAAUUUCUUGAAGAGUUCCUUGGCAAGUGGAGAUAUGUCAAUGGAGAAUACUAUGUUCUGUCAAGUAUAGAUCAAAGUGGGGCUAAUCUUGAAAGAUGUCAGCAUCGUGUCUUGAGAGUCGAGCAAUACCUAGAACUUGUUGAGGUCUACGCAAUGACACUACUUGGGACAGUUUUAAAUGAUAUGGGCCUAGCCAUAUCAUGGGUGGAGAAAGCCGAGCUUCCUGAGGGGAAAAAACAAGAAUUCAUAAGGAGAUUACGUUCUUUGUAUUCUCUCACAGCCACCAACUCAUCAUGUAGUGUAGAGACACCUUUGUUAGCAGAAAGAAACAAUGCUUGUGCAUCUAGCAAAGAAUCAACUAUUUCUGGAUUUGAAGGGUCUUCAAGAACUUCAAAAGCUGGGAUUCCAUCAAGUGGAGAGAUAAAUACAAAACAAGCAACUUCAAAACUGUCUAAACAGAUAGGCUUGUGUUUGUGGUGGUUCCGCAACAUUACUCUGAAAAUUGGCAGUGCUCAACUGGUUAUAUCUCAUGGAAAGCUUGUGCUUUGGGCCUCAUUCAUUGUUUUCAUUUAUUAUGUUCUCCGAAAGAGGCAAGCUACUUUGAAAGGAAUUGUCAGCAGACAAGCUUUAAUUGUGAAAAAAUCUCUGGUAGAUAUGUGGAAGCUUGCAUUUUCUGUUCAAGUGAACCCUCUUGCUGCUGUCCAACCUCUCCCUACGACAGCACACAGAAGCAGGUGAAAUUCCCAUGUCAUCAGAUGUCCCUUCACAUCUAAGCCAUUGAUCACAAUCUGUAAAAACAUAGCAAAGGGAUCUUGUAUCUUCAAUUUCACAAAAUAAUAUCCUCAAGUUGAAAGCCACAUUUCUGGCCUUUGGUGUUUUUUUCCUGGGGCGGAGGGUUUCACUUUUGAGAUGAUAGUUGCAAUUCAAUUUCAGAGGUUUAUUUUUAUUGCUGGGAGGUGUGUUCUUAACCCCCACCUUUCUCCAAUGUAUUCUUUUUGUUGUUUCCUUUUAUUGUCUAUGAUAGGAUUUCAUUUGCUUUUCCUUUGUAUUUACUAUUUAGUGGUCUUUUAACUUGAUUUAUCAUCUUGGUGCGUU